Messenger RNA from Linnemannia hyalina, 807 nucleotides. NCBI's taxonomy places the organism in Eukaryota, Fungi, Mortierellomycota, Mortierellomycetes, Mortierellales, Mortierellaceae. The record is from the annotation of a GenBank genome assembly.
AUGUCUAUCGCUACUGAGCCCAACGGAACCGCAACCGACAACGUCGAGUUGGCCCAGCCUGUCGCCAAGGUUGUUGUUGCCCAUGCAUUGACUGGCCACUCGCACAGCCUCGGACAGAGCUACAUGAAGGCUGAGAGCCCCCAUACCCGUGGACCUUCCCCCAUUGACUUUGAUGGCCUCAGCUUCCCCAGCAUUGGUGCCCGUGAGCGCCGUGAAGACACUGAAGAGACGCGCGCUGCAAGGAUCCAAAAGAUCUCGGGUGCUGUUCGUACGAUCCUCGAGUGCAUUGGAGAGGACCCCAACCGGGAAGGACUGUUGAAGACCCCCGAGCGCUACGCCAAGGCUCUCAUGUUCUUCUCCAAGGGCUACGAAGAGAGUGUUACCCACUUGAUGAACAAGGCUCUCUUCCAAGAAGAUCACGACGAGAUGGUGAUUGUCAAGAACAUUGACGUCUUUUCUCUGUGCGAGCAUCACAUGGUCCCCUUCACCGGAAAGAUCCACAUUGGAUACAUCCCACAGAACGGAAAGGUCGUCGGGCUGAGCAAGAUUGCUCGCCUCGCUGAGAUGUUCAGUCGUCGUCUCCAGGUCCAGGAGCGUCUCACAAAGCAGGUCGCUAUCGCCCUCCAGGAGCUCUUGAACCCCCAGGGUGUCGCCGUCGUCAUGGAGGCCAGCCAUUUCUGCAUGGUGAUGCGUGGAGUCCAGAAGCCUGGCAGUCAGACCAUCACCAGCUCCAUGUUUGGAUGCUUCCGCGAUAACGCCAAGUCGAGAGAAGAGUUCCUCUCGCUCAUCAGACGCAGCGGUAUCUAA